Apiotrichum porosum is the source of this 2601-nucleotide messenger RNA. RefSeq lists its product as uncharacterized. The transcript has 6 exons. Bases 1 to 2601 code for a protein of 866 amino acids. NCBI's taxonomy places the organism in Eukaryota, Fungi, Basidiomycota, Tremellomycetes, Trichosporonales, Trichosporonaceae. The record is from RefSeq and is a predicted model, not a curated record.
AUGGUAGGUCUCACCCUCCCCAUCCAGAACAGCUACCAACCAGUCUCCUUGUCGCCACCUCUGCCCGCUCCAAUGUCAUCCAAACAGGCAUCCGAGCUCCCCGAGAAGCUCACAGAGGCCCAAUUCCAGCCCAUCAUUGACGAAAUGAUAGGCAGUGCUGGGUCUGUUCUCUCACAACACCUUCCUGGCCUCCUCGACACGUAUGAACGUACCCACAGCGACGUUAUUCUGGAUGCAGCAGACCACGAGACUCUGCGCAAGUUGUGCGAGCAGCACACUGAUCUCGAGCUCGGACCACAGGAGUUGUUGCACUUCCUGACUACCAUCCCAAAGCACACAUCCCGUCCAGUCUCCCCAUCAGUCGACCCACCGACGCCAUCUAUCAGCAGCACGCUGUCAUCCCCCUCCGACUCACGACCCCGCCGGCGCCAUUCCGACCGCAUCAAGUCGCCUUCCGAUUCGUCUUCGUCGUCUUCGUCGGAGGAUGAUGCAACCCGGCAGAGGAAAAGGGCGUCGAAGAAGGUACCAAACUCAGCGCCCGCAGGUGGCUCCACGCAAACAUCCCGCCCCUUCCCUGCCGACACCUAUGCCCUACCGGCCGCGCUCCCCUCAAGCGCCGAUGGGCCGCGAGCACCAGCUGUUCCUCGGAGGAUGAAGACUGUCUCCGAGUCGUCAGUUCGUGAGGACUCGCCCUUUUCGACGCGCAUGCGAACCGCCAUGGUCCCGCCCAGCGCCUAUGGAAACAUUGGUUUUUCCCGACCGCCACCUGCUGGUCACUGGCGUCGGUCCAGCCGCGACUUUAGCGGGCACAGCGCCGACGAGCCAAUGACGAGCCCCGAGGACAGCACUGCCAAGUUGUUCAGCAGGAGCCUAAGCUCGUCGUCCAUCUCGUUCUCGUCUCCUCCUCGUAACAGGACAGGACGCGAUUCUCCCUCCUCGCCGUCCGUUGACAACACGUCAUUUCACAAUGCCAAGUCGCCACCCACGGACCUCGAAACGGACAAUUCCUUGACGGACAUUCGGACCGAGGAGCCCGAAGACUUCGAUCUCGACAGCAUUGGUGUCGCAGAUGACUCGAUGCUUCUUGUUCCAGCGGACACCGAACGCCUUGCCAAGCUAACAACCGCGUCGUCCGCGUCCCUUCGCUCCUCUCAUGACAAGCUCCGGGAACUUCAGAAGCAGAACACCGAGCUCCAGCGUAAGCUCCAGGAGUCUCGCAAGGGUAUGGAUGUCGCUGGGGCCGAGAACGAUCGCAUGGUCCUGGACCUGCAGCUCAAGCUCGACGAGACUGAGCAGGAGCUGGCCCUCCGCAAGAAAGAUGACCAUGAUCGCCGGAGCAAGGAACGUUCCCAAGCCCUGGCGAUGGCGGCUCUGGAAGCUGAGGUUGAAGGCCUUAAGCGUACCCUUGAGCACACCCGCUCGGCCCACGCCAACAUCCAGAAGAUGUACUCGUCCCAGUGUGAAGAAUCCCAGCGCCUCCGUGACGUCAUGCGCAACAAAGAGGACGAGAUCCGCGAGCUUGAAGAGCUGGCCAACACGCACCAGAUGGAGGAAGACAAGUACGCUCAUGAGGUCCGGCAAUUCGAGGCCGAAAUUGAGCGGCUCCAACAGGACCUGCGAGGCGCUCAGAGGGCGGAGAACAUCCUCGAGACGCAAAAGCAAGAGAACAUGCAGCUCAAGGAGACCAUCGACCGUAUGCGCUUCGAGAUGGAGGAGAUGCGCACCCUCCCCAGCCUCUCGGUUGGCGGCACCCAGAGCUUGACGCCUUCCAUCCCCCCGACCCUCACUCGCAACCUUGGCGCUGAGAUCAGCCGCCGUAUGGGUCCCGAGGACGACCACGAGCUUGGACCAGAUGCCGGUGAGGCCCCGAUGCGGGAGCGUGUGAUUGAGACUGUUAUCACUCGCACGACCGUGAUCAACGGUGGCCACACGACCACGUCCGACUCGUCGACCAUUGUCAACCGCGAUGUGGAGUAUGUGGAUGCGUCCAUUGGAACAGACCCACUUCCCGAGGCAGUCAUUGAGGAGGCCGAGGCUGGUCCCUCCAAUGACAGCAGCCGUGACGACAUUCCUCCCCACUCACCCCCGGCGUACACUGCCAACCCCGAGCCGAUCAACGAGAAGGAAGUCCUUGAUCGCGCACACCCCCGCGAGCACUCUGGCCCGGCAUACUUUGACGACGACGACUCUUACGACUUCCUCGCCCACAAGCUUGGCCUCAAGUGCAAGGUGUACGAGGAGGAGAUUAGCAUGCGACGCUCCGAGCGCCAGAAGCAGGUGGCCGCUGGGCUCGCUCCGCCCCCCAACCCGAACCAGAUCCGCCGCAAGAGGUCUCAGACCUAUUCUGGCGUCCCUACCGACGAACAGCGUGGCACACGCAUUGGUGGAUGGGCCGUGUGGACCUGCGCGGCAUUCGCUAUCGGUAUGGCGGUCGGCACAGGCAUCAUGAGCGGCGGACCAGCCGGCGUGAACCCGCGUGACGCCCAGCUGUUCACGCACAUGAACACGAUUGCUGUGGCCGCGGGUGUCGGAGAGGGCUUCUUCCCCAACGCGGUCGCUGGCGCACUUGACCAAGGAGCGCGUCUGUUCGUGCCGACGUAA